This is a messenger RNA of Fusarium verticillioides 7600, 2001 nucleotides long. RefSeq lists its product as hypothetical. The transcript is spliced from 3 exons. Gene Ontology annotation, molecular function: metal ion binding. The record is from RefSeq and is a predicted model, not a curated record. Lineage: Eukaryota; Fungi; Ascomycota; Sordariomycetes; Hypocreales; Nectriaceae. The coding region runs from base 185 to 952 and encodes 255 amino acids.
CUUUUCUAACACAACACAACAGCACAACACAACACACAAAACAUACCUACUAGAAGUAUCCAACAUGUCGACGUCAUAGAAUGACCAACAAAAGGGUGUCGCUUCCUUGUCGCCCGAGGACGGCAAUAAGCCCAAUGGUGAGGGUGAGGGUGAAAUCCCGCAGAGUCGGGUUGAGCGUGAGCUGAUGCGAUUUCGCCAGCUUAAAGACGACUUCUUUCAGUCUGCACCUGUAGUCAAGGAAGAGCCCAAGGCUCCCAGGCGCCAACGUGAGUUCACGCAGGAGUGCCGUCAAUUUCACUAUAACGGGCAUUGCUCCCGAGGUGCAUCCUGCGACAAAUUCCAUUUCGUGCCAUGGGAACUGCCCGGCCGUGAAUUUAGCGAUCACCCUGUGGAUCUCUUCUUCGCCAACUUCAAAGGGUUCGAUCAUCAGCGAACCAAGCCCUUUUAUGACGAGUUCUAUCGCAUGUGCGAUCACUUCGGCUGGUCUGAUGCCGAGGCCACCGAGCCCUGGCAUAAUUUCCGCAUCGCUCUUGUACAAGAGUUCACCUACGUCUUUGGAGAGAACGAGCGCAACCUGUUGAACUGGCAUAAGAUGUUCAAAACCAUUGGCUUGCCUGAGCCAACUUCUCUCAGCGAAGCAUACACAGUUAUGCGUCCAAUCCGUGUUGACCUCAUAGACAUGCUUGAGUCCAGUCGUACUGGUGAACCAGUCCAACGUUUCGAGGCUCUGGGGGGUCUUAGCCAUUAUUCAUACGUUCAAGACAAAAUCUUUGCCAAACCUCCUGUGUCUCCCAGACGCAAACGCAAGGGUCCCAAGCCUAAGACGUACUCAAGCGGUCUCUUGAAGAUGAUGCUUCGUGAGAUCUCUUUCAAAAACCAAUAUAAGGGGACCAGGCUCGGGGGCACCGAGCUGGGCCUGGAUGAUGGCGAUUCUGCAUCUGAAUCGCGUUAAGCUGUCUUCGGCCGCGCCCAUCAUCGUCACCAUUACCAUCAUCAUUUCUUCUUUAGUGACAGUCUUCUCUUCCUGCUGGUCAACACCUCAAACCAUCAAGCAGCUUCUUUCGCGCCAGUCAGAAAUUCUUCUUCUGGUGUGAGCCACAACUUCUUCAACAUUCUUCUUUCUUUGGCGCGAGCCACCCUUCUUCCUCUGUCUGAGGCCUGACACGCUUCACCUUACAACUUCUUUGGCGUGAACCACCCUCCUUCUUCUUUAGCGUGAGCUACCUUUCUUCUUAUUUUCUUGGCGCGAGCUACCCAACCUUCUUCUUCCCAGAAUUGGGACCUUGAGAACGCCUGAGAAGCUUGUGGUUUCGCAACCCAAGUGGAGGCACCAGAUCGAUGGCUGGCACCUUCACGUGGUGAUCUGGGUCAUUACAGAUGGUAUAUCCCCUAAGAAUCGACUCUUCGCUCCUCUUUUUUCUCGCAAGAACUCUUUUCAUUCUCCUGUCAAAUCCACUGUGCAAACAUUCUCAGAAAGGCUAGCAUUUCCUCAUCUUCCCUAUCCUGAAGAUCGAGACAAAAUAUACAGUGCCCCUCUUGGUCACAACAGAUGCCGUACUUGCGGUGAUCAUGUGCACUGAACUUGACUUGGCCCUGACGCAAGAUCUUUGAUAGAUGCUCAAAGUAGUCCUCAGGGUUGUUAUGUGUUCUAUGAAGCUCUGGGAGGGCCGUAUGGAUGAUCUGGCCAAAGAAUGAUGCCCCUAAUCAUAGUCAGUGCCAGGGGUCGUGUGGUAAUGAUGGCUGAUCUACCUCCUAUAACGGCAAAGAAUACCGUAGCAAGACUAUAGCCCCAGGCCUCUUGUGGCAUCUGGAUUGGUGAGUUUCCAAUCAGAAGGAAAGUUAUGAUAAGAACGGUAAGGCAGAUGGUGGUGAGCUCCAUGAUGUAAGUUUGAGAGUGUGUUAUUAAACAGAUAGCUUUCCUACAAAGAAGAAUAGAUACAUGGCACUGAGAAUCAAUAGCUUAUGCCAUUCCCACACAUCAAUCAUCAGUAUAAACAAAGA